This is a messenger RNA of Fulvia fulva, 609 nucleotides long. RefSeq lists its product as uncharacterized. The transcript has a single exon. NCBI's taxonomy places the organism in Eukaryota, Fungi, Ascomycota, Dothideomycetes, Mycosphaerellales, Mycosphaerellaceae. The record is from RefSeq and is a predicted model, not a curated record. The coding region runs from base 1 to 609 and encodes 202 amino acids.
AUGGCCAAGACUUCGCGGAAUCCCUAUGGACUUGUGGAGGUUCGAGAGGCUGAAUUCGACCGAGCAUUCACUGGCGCCUUUUUUGCAAAAGCCUCCACAUCACAACAGGAUACCGCCGACUACCGCUUGUACAUGGGGGCCUGGCGGGAUGCAUUUUGGGAAUUCCGCGCCACUCUCGUCCUCCUCGACAAAAGGACCCUCGAGGUAGAUGAGCUCAAGCGCAUCCUGCAAGCUCGACUUUGCCUGCAACCAUAUUGGAGCUCCACAAUCAUCGCCAACGUGACCAAGCCAUUUAACGCAGAACAACUUCGCUUCAAAGACGAUCUGGUGCAGAUUUUAGAUCAUGUCGUUGACAUCGCAGAGCAGGAGUACAAUAAGCACACGGCCGUCAAUGAUCACGACGCUGGUGACGGUGCGACGGGUUAUGCGUACGAUGACGUUGACAAGAUCAUAUUGUAUUCUGGCCACGAUCCUAUGCAUUAUGAGGGUGUCGCGCUGGAGACGGUAGAAGGUGUGCUAGAGAAUCACGUCGACGGUAUACCGGCGUGGGAAGUCCUGGUAUCGGCUUUGAAGGAGCACUCUGGCGAGUUCCUGGAGGCAGAGGCGUGA